Striga asiatica is the source of this 630-nucleotide messenger RNA. Lineage: Eukaryota; Viridiplantae; Streptophyta; Magnoliopsida; Lamiales; Orobanchaceae. The record is from the annotation of a GenBank genome assembly.
AUGGAGAAUCCAUCCAGCGGCGGCAAAUUCCGAGAGGCCCGACUGAGAACAAACAGAUGGCGAUUAGAGCAUAUUCCUGGCGAGCACACCCCAUUUCUGGCGAAUUUCAGUCAGCGACGGCUCGAGCUCUGUCCGACUGACUUGUUCUCGGAGCAGGCUCGUCUUCUUUUCUGGCGGGCCUCCGUUCGACUUCAACGCAGCAAACCCACGCCGGCGAUCCAUGUUCAGCAGCAGUCCUCCUCGCCAUCGCCGGAGGAAAGACGGCAGCCCUUCCGGGCCCCGUGCAAAAAUAGCGGCAGCCCUUUCGGGCCCCGCGCGAGAGUAGCAGCAGCCCUGUUCGCAAAAGCAAAGUCGAGCCCAGUCCCGAGCCGUGCGUGUGUGAUAGCAGCUUGUCCGAAGCCUGUGAACCGAACCCUCCUUCAUCUGUUUCUCGUUAGUCCCGAUGAAGUUUCUUUGGGGUAUUAUUUGAGUGAUUACGGCUGUGUUUAUGUUUUUGGUUUUAGUGAGCAGGUCAGGAUCUUGAGGUCCAGACUGAAGGUUCAGAAUUUGCGAGACAACAAGUUUAGAAAGUUCGCCAAUAGCGGCCUGGACUUGGUAAUCAUCCGAGUCCCUUUGCUUCAGCCAACCUGA